UCGCACGAUGACCGAGAAUACCAACAAUAGGAGCCAAGUGAUAUUUGAUGACCUGGACGAGAAUGAGACUUCGGCUGCCACCCAAGCCAACAUAUCCAGUCAGCUGGCCAAGAAAAUCUGGGCCGUAACGCCCAACGACGUUUGCCUGGGACUCGUGGAGGCGCCUGAGCAAGCUGUGCCCAAUUUCCCAACCGGAUGCGGAUCGGGAACGGGCUGUGAAAUGGGACCGGUCAGCAAGCCGUCGGCCAGCGACAAUGCCAGCAUUUACGUAACCGAGGUGGAGCGCGUUCUCUACGGAGAUGCCACCGGUUACCCGGAGAACGGCAGCCAGAACUACUUCAAGGCCGCCGAGAACUACUCCAUCUUCGGGGAGGGCUUCCUCGACUUCCCCAAGGACACGGCCAGCUGUCUGGCGGGCCUGAAACCGACGGUGAGUCAAGCUUGGAGUUCCCACCCGGGAUACGAACGAUCCGCCAGGUCGGCGCCUCUAUAUGAAAGAAGACAAGCUUCUCCGGAACAUGAAGGGGCUGCCUCGGGGUCCAACUUGCCGGGGAGCGGCUUUCAGCAACCACAGAGGCAGACUCCUCAGCAGCAGCAACAUCAGCAGCAACAUCAGCAGCAGCAACAUCAGCAGCAGCAGCAACAGCAACAGCAGCAACAUCGUCAACUUGGCAACGAAAACCACAAUCGCAACUCGGUGAACAACUUCAAUGAGAUACCAUUUCCGCAGUUUUACCAUCAGAUGCAACACCAAGCGCCGCCACAACCGCAGCUGAAUGCGCCGCACAGCCAGCAACAUCUGCACGUGCCACAGAAGCCCAUGCAUCAGCAGCAGCAGCAGCAGGGUGUCCCACCGCCACCCCCGCAACAACAGCAGCAGCAGCAACAGCAGCAGCAGUACCAGCAGCAACUACAUCGUCCCAGUGUCGGGGAUCUGGCUGCACUGUCCCACGCCAAUCCCAAGGACUUUGCUCUGCUCUACCAGCAGUUGAUGGCUCGCAACUUGCGGCAAACUCCGCAGCACAACCAGCAACAGCAGCACGCGCCACAAGCUGCCCCGCAGCAGCAUCAGGCUCCUAAUAGUGCUGCUGCUGCUGCAGCCAUGAUCUACAAGAACCUGGAGUUUCAGCAGCAAGUGCAGCUGCGACAGUUGCAGCAAUUGCAUCAGCAGCAGCAGCAACAACAGCAGCAACAGCAACAGCAGCAGCAACAACAGCAGCAACAGUCCCGCUUGCCACGCGGCAUUUUUGGGGGCAACGGUGGUCAGCAAACGCCACAACAUGGAAAGGAACCGCCAGUAGGAACCCACAAGUAACAGUCCACCAAAAAGGUCAGAGGUCAGAUUUCUCCAUCGGAUUUAACGCCCAUUAACCAUUUAACACAUUUAUUUUUCCAACUUUUACAAUUUAUUUGCCAUCUUUUGUGCCACUUAUACACAUGUUAACCAAAUUAAAGUCCGACCUUUGAACCCGAAGUAAUGUAGAUACAG
Messenger RNA from Drosophila teissieri, 1489 nucleotides. RefSeq names its product putative mediator of RNA polymerase II transcription subunit 12. Lineage: Eukaryota; Metazoa; Arthropoda; Insecta; Diptera; Drosophilidae. The coding region runs from base 8 to 1315 and encodes 435 amino acids. The transcript has 3 exons. The record is from RefSeq and is a predicted model, not a curated record.